AUGGAGGGAGUUGAAACCGUGGAUGUCAGCUGGCUUCAUCACACGCAGAAAGAUAAUUUGUCUCGGUGCAAGUCAGCAUCCUCUGUCGUUAGCGAUCGGUCGAAUAUCGACUGCGAGACCUCCGUCGCAUCGAAAUCGAACCCGGAGAGGACAGCCUCUGUCGAUCGAAGACUCGCGCAACCUCCCCAAGCGCAGCCAGCACCGACGACGGAAACUAAACCUAACUCUCAGACGGAAGAUGAUGCGAAACCCGACGACAAACCGGCAGAUGGGAAAAGUGCCGGGACGACGCCGCCCCUUCAAAAGAGUGCGCCGAAGCCGAUUGCCGGGAGGAGGAACUCAUGGAUCUCAAGCUUAAGUUCCAAGUUUUCUUCGGGGUCGACGCCUCCGUCGCAGUCUAGUUUCAAGGCACAACCCAGCCCCAAGACUAACUCGCCGGCCUCAAAACUCGAUAUGCACAAUCCGUUUGGUGCCGCUUAUUCUCCCAGAGAAAAGGAGGACGAGAAGAAGGAUGAUCAUAACUCGGUCGCUUCGACGUCUCCUAAGGGGCCUUCGUUCCUUCACAAUGCGUUUCGGAAGCUCUCGGUUGGCGCUGGUGGAUCGGGGCGGUCGACUCAGAACGGCACUAUUUGUGAGCGCCGCGUGAUGAACCUUGACCAGGACCGGGACCGCUGCAAAAUCCCGGAUCUAAAUCAGGCCAAACUACGUCGUGUUGCUUUCUCGGUCGAUGUCGAGAUUGCUGGGAUUUCUCGCCGAGAGUCCGAUGAAGAAACCCCUUCUGCGAACAGCAAGCGACGGAUAGUCCCCAAUUCGAAUGGCCAGAAGGUCAAAAGAUCGAACUCGAAAUCCAAAGAACGAGACGAGGCUUCUACUCUGAAACAUCCGCAGGCAGCGGCAGUCGAUAAGGAUAAGCAAAGUUCAGAUAAUAACACCAGUCCCUCCAAAACCGCAUCCGUAUCAGAGAACUCCCAGAAUGACGCCAAACCAGCAGGAGAGAGCAAGGAACCUACGCGAAAGCAGGAGAAAAAGAAGCGGUCCGAGGAGGAAAGAAGAGAACGAAGAGAACGAAAACGGAGACAAGCCGAGGCGAACGGCUCGAUACCAAUGCAGCUGACUGCUGAUGACGAAGAUGACACUCGACCACCUGUACCUGGCGUCUCGCGCGCUAAAACACAAAGUCAUCCCACAACCGAUCCUGUCCGAAUCUACCGACGGUGCUGUCAGCUACGGGAGACGCCAGUCCUGAAGAGAAUUGUCGACGAGAUAUCUUCGCCAUCCUCCACCCUUGCAGAAUCUCCAGGCACCGUUGGUGUUCUUGACUUGACCAACUUCCCCAUGACCUCCCAGGAUACUGCCACCUUCAGCGACUGGCUGGCAGUCGUUCCAGUUCGAAAACUUAUCCUUGAUAAAUGUGCUUUGACAGAUGACUCGGUGCGGGCGAUUCUUGCUGCCCUUCUCUCGACGAAAUCUGCCGAACACAUGAGAAACAGGCGCAGACGAACCCGAAAGUCCGACCCUCAAACUUUAGGGAGGCAAGAGCGGUUCAGCGUUGUGGAGAGAUUAUCGCUGAAGGACAACCCCAAAAUUGGCAAAGAAGGAUGGCGCCACAUCUGUCUCUUUAUCCACCUCUCAAAAUCUUUGAAGGCCAUUGACUUGUCGGGCAUUCCAUUUCCAAAGUCGCCUGCUACGCUCAACGAUGCCAGCCCUACCGAUAAGCCUCUUGAUCUUGCAGCUACGUUCGCUAAUUCACUUGCUGAACGCUUUGGCGGCGAUCACUUGGAAGAGUUGUUGAUGAGCGAAUGUAAACCCACCACAGAGGGGGUCAAGAAGAUUUGCGAUGCAGCCACAACCGUUGGCUUGAGAAGGCUCGGCUUUGCCAACAACGAACUGACAAGGGAGGGCUUAGAGCAUAUCGUUCGCUGCUUCAAAUCAGGAAAAUGCGAGGGAUUGGACCUGGGUGGAAACGCCAUCUGUGAUCAUUUAGAUUUGAUUACUUCCGCCAUUGAGCAAGGCCAGCCGCUGUACGCGCUCAGUCUGGCAGAUUGUGCCCUGACACCAUCUGCCAUAUACCCACUAUUCCAGGGAUUGACUCGCCUCUCGGAUCUCCGGUUCAUUGAUUUUUCCCAUAAUCCGGAACUUUUUUCGAGGCAGCCAGAUGCACUAGCAACAUUCAGGCGCUUCCUGCCGAAGAUGCCUUCGCUUAAACGAAUUCACUUGGCUGAUGUGAAUAUUUCUGCGGACCAUGCCAUUGCUCUUGCAGAAGUGCUUCCGGAAUGUCCAAGUUUAUGCCACUUGAACAUCUUGGAGAACCCAUCGAUCACAUCACUGGCCGCUGCGACCGACCCAGCUAGCCAGGAGGAAGCUUGUGCCGUUUACGCUUCCCUGAUGGCAGCUGUGCGGGUGUCGCGGUCCAUCAUAGCGGUUGAUAUUGAAGUACCCAGCGCAGAAAACAACGAAGUUGUCAAGGCUCUUGCAUCUCAGAUCGUGGCCUACUGCCUUCAGAACCUGGAACGGGGUGCUAUCGAAGCGGAACUUUCUGAACCGGCCGACACCUCGGCGACACGGGACACGGUACCGGUGCCAGAGAUUCUACAGCAUAUUGUCGGAAUCAAUGGUGGGGAUGAACCUUGUGAGGAGGAUGAUGAACCCGCUCCUGAUGAGGAUUAUGUUAUUGGAGGUACGGGUGUCGUUAAAGCUCUCGGUGUUUGUCUCGGAAACCUGGACCAUCAUUUGCCAGGAGAUCAGUCCGGUCCUCCUAGCGGUACGACGACGCCUAGACACAGAAGGUCCAGGCCCUACAUGACCAAGCGUCCUCGCGACAUGUCAAAGAAUCUACUGGAUUCGGCUCGGAAUAUUCGGACUAGGAUUCAGUCGGCUCUUGUUCGUGAGGACAAAGCCGGGAACGACGCUAACUACAGACGUCUCCAGUUCCUUGACUUCACGUUGCACAGGAUGAUCCAGCGAUUCGAGGAUGAAUACCCCGAGACGCGCAUUGUCCCGCAGCCCGUUAUAUCUGUCAACGCAGAAACAAGCUCUCAAAACUCCGGCGAGGGCGGGAAUGGGCUACUUGUUCCUGGCAUCCGACCUUUCGCCAAUUCGGCCGAUGAAACUGCUGUCGAUGACGAGGACACCGAUCAAUAUGCCGUCCGACUCUCUCGAUCCAGCUCGAUCACAUCUUUCCACUCGCGGGCGUUGACAUCCGAGGAAGGUCAUGCACACCGUCUUGGACAAAACAUCCGGCGCGGAUUCCUUAGUCCAAAUUGGGAUCCAGCGGACGAAGAUUCCUGCCUCUCCAAUGAUUCCCACGUGUCCGCCCUUCGCGAGAAGCUCGAUCGUCUGCAUGAAGACCAGGCCCGGUCCCAUUUCGAGAGCGUCGGAGCGGACAAAGCUUUCGGGGAGCUUGGCUCGACCGUGGAUGAACUGUGGGCAAUUCAGAGACAAGAUACCGAGGCGUUUGAGAAAUUCAAACAGAGCCAGAUUGCUGCUCAGAUCAAUAGCGGGAAAAGACCCGCCUCUCCGAUGCCCGGCCAUGGGAGCCAGUCUCACCAGGCUACGCCGGAGGGAUCAUCAUCAUAA
Molecule: messenger RNA, 3576 nt
Organism: Aspergillus affinis
Lineage: Eukaryota; Fungi; Ascomycota; Eurotiomycetes; Eurotiales; Aspergillaceae
Product: putative cell wall biogenesis protein Mhp1
Exons: 3
Coding region: 1-3576 (1191 amino acids)
Source: RefSeq, a predicted model, not a curated record